AAAUUCUCUUCUUUCUUUUUUUUCAUUUUAUUAUUUUUUAGGUUUCUGAAUUUACUUCUUCAAACCUACCUUUCGUCUCCCUCUGUCAGUUCCUCCUCUAUCUCGAACUCAGAAGAAUAAGAAGAUAAUAGAUGGAAUUGGAGUUUCAUGGUGGUGAGACAGUGGUUGCGACAGAGAGUUCAGCCGGAGGGGAUUCUAUUGUUUGUGAAGGCGAUGCAAAUCAAGAGCCAUGUGAGGGUAUGGUGUUUGAUUCGCCGGAUGCGGCUAAAGCUUUUUAUGAUGAGUAUGCUAGACGGAUAGGGUUUGUAACGCGCAUUGUUUCAUCCCGACGUUCUGAGCGUGAUGGUUCGAUUAUAUCUCGGCGGCUUGCUUGCAAUAAGGAGGGGUUUAAUCUUAAUAGUCGGAAAAUUGGGAGAGUGAGGAUUAGGAAUAGGGAGAGUAAGCGAGAAGGUUGCAUGGCGAUGCUUCUGGUGAAGAGAGAAAAGGUGGGGAAAUGGAUUGUUACUAAGUUCGUAAAAGACCACAGUCAUCCACUGGUUAUCAGUACUGGUGUCAAGGAACGUCCAACUCCGGACGAGAAAGACAAGAGAAUUCAAGAGCUUUCUUCUGAAUUAAAUAGAGCAAAUCGAAGGUUAGCAGCUUGUCGAGAGCAGCUACAAACAUUCAUGAAACUCGUGGAGGACCACACCCAGCGUCUGUCAGGUACAGUCAAUGAAGUUGUUCAAAACAUCAGAGAAAUCGAAUCUGAAGACCAAAAACCACAAGUGGGAGAAGUUCCACCGUUUCCGAACCCAUAUCCUAACCAGCCCUUUCAAAGUUAAAACACUUUAUGUACAAUUUCUUUUAUCUAUUAGUAAAUUGGAAUCAAUCUUUGUGUCAUUCUUCUCUUUCUCCUUAGCCUGUACAAUAUAGCUAUUGAAACUUUGUAGCAGCUUCUUCGCUGAAUUGUCGUGUAUAUAUUGCGAGUUGAAACUUA
Molecule: messenger RNA, 976 nt
Organism: Papaver somniferum (opium poppy)
Lineage: Eukaryota; Viridiplantae; Streptophyta; Magnoliopsida; Ranunculales; Papaveraceae
Product: protein FAR-RED IMPAIRED RESPONSE 1-like
Exons: 3
Coding region: 132-821 (229 amino acids)
Source: RefSeq, a predicted model, not a curated record